Molecule: messenger RNA, 3315 nt
Organism: Cimex lectularius (bed bug)
Lineage: Eukaryota; Metazoa; Arthropoda; Insecta; Hemiptera; Cimicidae
Exons: 2
Coding region: 1048-1371 (107 amino acids)
Source: RefSeq, a predicted model, not a curated record
UUUUUUUCUAUUGUAAAGGAUGACAGGAAGGAGAUCAUGUAAAAAAGAGAAUAUUAAGUAGAUUAAUUUCGCGAACGAUUCGGCUACUGAGUCGGUUCAUUGAUUCAACUCAGUGAUUGUUCACCCCAUGAAGAGUUCAGCUACUGAAUCUAAACUUUGCCUCAUCAUAUCUGUGCUUACUCUACUCCUGAACGAUUCUACUGAGUCAGAUCUCUGAUUCAACUUAGUGAUUGUUCAACUCGUGAACAGUUCAUCAUCUGACUCUAAUCUUUGAUUCAACUCUUUUUUCUUACUCAACUCGUGAACAAUUCGAUUAAUUGAAUCGGAUCAUUGAUUCAACUCACUGAUUGUUCAACUCAUGAAGAGUUCAGCUACUGAAUCUAAUCCUUAAAUCACCUCUUGGUUCUUACUGAACUCGUGACCGAUUACUUAAUCGAAUCGGUGAUUCAACUCAGUGAUUGUUCAACUCGUGAACAGUUCAUCAUAUGAAUAUAAUCUUAGAUUCAUCUCUCGACUCUCGGUGCUUAUUCAAGUCGUGAACGAUUCUACUGAGUCAGAUCAUUGAUUCAUAUGUCGAUGCUUAUUCAGCUCAUCGACGGUCCGUCUACUGAAUCUAACUUUGACUCAUCAUUUCGGUACUUACUCUACUCGUGAACGAUUCUUCUGAGUCAGAUGAUUGUUUCAUCUCAGUGAUUGUUCAACUCGUGAACAGUUCAGCUUCUGAAUCUAAUCUUUGAUGCAUCUCUCGGUUCGUAUUCAGCUCAUCAACGAUCCGACUGCUGAAUCGAAUCCAUUGAUUCAUCUCUCGAUUCCUUUUGUAUAAGUCCUCUUUUCUAUGAUUCUCAUGGAUGGCCAUAGGGUCAGAAUCUCUUCAGGAAAUCUCUUCAAAUUCUCUUCUUCUCCUUCCCCACCAGGGGCUCCUCCGUCUCCCUGGCCGGAGUGGGGGCCAGUCCGACGCCAGACCCGGACCGCGAGGCCACGUCCGCGAUGGGCCCCUCCGACACCACCAGGUGACAACAACAACCGCAACAACGUCCAAAAACAGGGAUGUCGGAAAGGAGCAUCCCCCACAUCCGUGACAUAUUCGGAUCCGAGCGGCACGAGACGACCGCGGGCGAAGAGGAGACUUCGGAAAAGGCGUGGCGGCGGAGGUGCAAGAAGAAGUCGGAAGAGGAGGCCAAACACCUCGAGAGACACCUCUCGAUGAAGAAGACGAUAAGGAAGAAGAUGAUGAGGGACCUGCAGCAGGCGCUCGCCGCCGAACAGGAGGAGGCCAAGGAGGCGGUGGAGUGCGAACAGCCGAAACAGGAGAAGGAAGAGGAGAAGAAAGGCUUCUGGAGGAGGUUCACCAUGCGCAAGAACAAAAGCUGAAACCGUUUCUUUUAUUUAAAAAAAAUUGUUAAAGAUCUUUCAAAAUUAACUUGUUUUGCCGAAAAUAGCCGAAGACUAUUCACUAAAACCUUCAGUUGGCUCACUAAUCGCUAACCAAAUCUCUGACAUUUCGAUGCUAUCUCUAAUUCUAUUUGCCACCUCCGAACCGAUCAACCGUUCACAGACAUAGAACGACUCAACCGUUCGUAGGUCCGCUCACUACUCAACAAUUUGAAUGUUCGUUGGACGACACAAUCUUUCACUGAUCCUCUCACUGUUUGGCUCGUUCCUUAAUAGAUCCGCUCACCGACUGGUCUAUUGUAAGGUUCGUAGAUCAUUUCGCUGAUCGACUCGUUCGUUCAUAGAUCUUCUCACUGAUUAAACAAUGUGAACUUUCAUUGAAAGACACAAUCAUUCAUAUAUCCUGUCACUGUUUGACUCGUUCGGUCCUAGGUCCUCUCAUUGAUUUAAGAAUUUCAACAUUCAUGAGAGGGCUCGAUCUCUCACAGAUUGACUGACUGGUCCUUGUUAGGUUCAUAGAUUCAAUCACUGGAUUUAUCUUUUUGAACUUACAUCCUACGACUCGUUCGUUCAUAGUUCCGCUCACUGACUUGUCGAUUUGAGCUUUCAUGGGAUGAUACAAUCUUUCACAGAUACUCUCACUGAUUGACUCGUUCGUUCAUAGAUCCUCCCAUUGAUUUAACAAUUUCAACAUUCUCAUAGAUUCACUCACUGAAUUUCACUGAACGACCCUUCGUUCAAAGAUUUACUCGCUGGUUGACUCGUUCGGUCAUAGAUCUUACUCUGACUGGUCGAUUCAUUCAUAGUUCAUAGAACCGCUCAUUGGAUUUAUCCAUUUGAACUUUCAUGCAACGGGUCAAUCUUCCAUAGACGCAUUUGUUCAUAGAGCAGCUCACUGACUGGUCAAAUUUAAGGUUCAUAGAUCCGCUCACUGAUCGAAUCGUUCGUUCAUAUAUCCUCUCAUUGAUUUAACAAUUUGAAAAUUCAUGGGACGACUCAAUCUUUCAUAGAUCCACUCACCGAUUUAUCCACUUGAACUUUCACUGAACGACUCGUUUGCAAUCAACUCACCCAACUUAACUGACGUUCCGAUCCAAUCAUUCACCUACUCACCGAAUCGACUCACUGAUCCAAUCGCUUCUUUAUAACCUUCUCACUGAAUCGACUCACUGAUCUCAUCUCUAUUUCAAUAACCUUCCCACUGAAUAGACUCAUUGAUCUAAUUUCUAUUUCAAUAACCUUCCCACUGAAUCGACUCACUGAUCUAAUCUCUAUCUCAAAAACCUACCCACUGAAUCGACUCAGCAAAUUUAUCGCUGUUUAAUCAACUACAUAACCUCUCACAUUUUUAACCGACUUGACACUGCAAUCAUGAUUAUUAUUUUUUGAAAGAUCUUUUUGUAUAUAAGUUCCUACCCCUGGGGGGAAAAAACGAAUCAAUCGAUUUUUUUUAAUCGACAGCACCAUGCUUCCUAAUUAGCGUUAGUCCUAACCAAAGACGACUGUUUUUUUUUAAUGAUUAUUAUAUAGAUUCGUUGGAGGUGCGGUACCUAUUAUUUUUGUAAUUGUUCUAGCCCCCCUCCCUAAUUUUAAUUUUUUAACCAAUUGUGCCUUCUGAUUAACAAUUAGACAUAAAUAUAUUUAAAAUGUAACAAACACAACGGCCCCUUGUAGAUUUUUAUUAUCCCUGAAUAUAUUAUAUAAUAUAAAUAUAUAUUUUUUAUCGACUAAUUGUAAAAAAAAGAUAGAUAAUGUAUUUCCGUGUAUCCCCAUCUUUUUUGUUUUCUUCCGUCCUCCAAAGCAUCAAAAGCUUGACUUUGUGAUAAUAUUAGAUUUUUAAGGCUUCUAAUAAAAAGAGGAGGGGAGACAGAAAAAUGAUAUGUAAUCCUAUGUGUAUUUUGUAAAUAUAUGUUUUUAAAUUGA